AUGGCUUCAUCUUUUCAGAUCGAGAAUAGCGUGCACCGGGUAAGAAAACAACGAAGUGCAAAGGCAUACCAGCCUUUGCUCACAUACAACCAUCCGUUCCGCGAGGUCGUCAACCACAAUGGCGGGCUUUUCGGGUUGGCCGUCACGGUGUUUAAGAAAAUCCGGAAAUACGUGGAUGAAGACCUGAAUUGGAAGCUGGCUGAGGUCCAAACAAAAUCCACACUUGCCGAUGCGAUAUCGGCGAACGCGAGCUCCGUGACUCUCAUCCUUGACCCCGUUCCUCCCGAAGAGCUGUCGCUGGAGAAGUUCUUCGGGCCAACGUUUUCCCUGGAUUUCGUUGGCCGAAUCCUGUCUGCGGCGACAACGAGGCUCGAGCUGUCUUCGGUUGGAGGGAUAAAACAGUUAAUUGAAGUGCUUACAAACAGCGGCUCAUCAAACUUUACAUCGACAAACAGGCUGCCUGGUGUUUCGACGUUCCUAAAGACAGAUUGCGGCGACUCGAUGUGCAUCGCCGACGUCAUCCCACAACUCUCCGAUAAAUACCCGAAAGCCAACAUCGAGCGUAAUUCGAUAAACAUUGGUGGAAGGAUAUCCCUACGUGGAGCUGGGCACACAAAGCGCCAGGAGGCUGUGGCCGACCUCGAGAUUGUAGCCGAUACCCUGCUGAGCGUUAAGAUUACCAAUGCCGAACUGGCUGACAUCGCUUUGCUGGGCGGGCAGCUGAUCGAGAAUAUGGUCAACAGAGAUGCUGAACACUCCAAAACACUCUACUUUCCAGUGCUCCACCUCGACAACAUUCGCAUCAACGUGCUCUCCCGGAAACUCCUAAUCAGAACCGAUUUUGGCAUCGACGAGCGCCGGCUGAGCAGAAUAGCAGAAAAGCAUAAAAACACGAUUAUCCUGGUACAAAACACCUUCAGGACCCUGUCGCCAGUUUCCCGUUCGGUAUGCGGAUCGGUCUCUGCGUUCACAGGCGGAGGUG
Mesorhabditis spiculigera is the source of this 982-nucleotide messenger RNA. The record is from the annotation of a GenBank genome assembly. NCBI's taxonomy places the organism in Eukaryota, Metazoa, Nematoda, Chromadorea, Rhabditida, Rhabditidae.